AUGCUUAUAGUAAUCUUGUAUUUUGCCAUCUUUAAUGAGGCUGUGUGUGAUUUGUUUCAGAGAUUUGGCUCGGCUUUAGUUCCCUGGGGAUCUCUGCAGCUCAAACAGAAACAAUAUGCUAAAGACUUCCAGCCGAUUGAUCCUGACUGCCAGUGUCCCACCUGCAGGAGACACAGUCGGGCGUACCUUCACGCGCUGUUCAAGAGCGACACCGCAGCCUUGCAUCACAUCACCAUCCAUAACAUCUCUUACCAGCUCACCCUCAUGCGGUCAGCGCGUCAGAGCAUCAUAGAGCAGAGGUUUCCUGAGUUUGUGAAAGCGUUUAUGAAGAGGAUGUUCGCGUCCCGGGAGCAGUACCCCAGCUGGGCUGUAGAGGCUCUACGAUCAGUGAACAUCCACGUCAGCUGAGUAUCCUACAUGAGGAAGAUGAUGACGACUGCAUUUUAAGACUUGCUGUUGUUUGUUUCUUUUUUUUAGAUACUAACAUUUUUAACAUAUAAUAUGUGAAAUA
Sinocyclocheilus rhinocerous is the source of this 511-nucleotide messenger RNA. RefSeq names its product queuine tRNA-ribosyltransferase-like. The record is from RefSeq and is a predicted model, not a curated record. Gene Ontology annotation, cellular component: cytosol. Bases 1 to 408 code for a protein of 135 amino acids. Lineage: Eukaryota; Metazoa; Chordata; Actinopteri; Cypriniformes; Cyprinidae. Gene Ontology annotation, molecular function: tRNA-guanosine(34) queuine transglycosylase activity. The transcript is spliced from 3 exons.